Penicillium taxi is the source of this 639-nucleotide messenger RNA. Its product is annotated as Ran family GTP-binding nuclear protein. Gene Ontology annotation, biological process: protein import into nucleus; ribosomal subunit export from nucleus. NCBI's taxonomy places the organism in Eukaryota, Fungi, Ascomycota, Eurotiomycetes, Eurotiales, Aspergillaceae. The transcript has 5 exons. Bases 1 to 639 code for a protein of 212 amino acids. Gene Ontology annotation, cellular component: nucleus; cytoplasm. The record is from RefSeq and is a predicted model, not a curated record. Gene Ontology annotation, molecular function: GTP binding; GTPase activity.
AUGACUACACCCACUUUCAAGCUUGUGUUGGUUGGUGACGGUGGUACCGGAAAGACUACUUUUGUCAAGCGCCACCUUACUGGUGAGUUCGAGAAGAAGUACAUUGCCACCCUUGGUGUCGAAGUCCACCCUCUCGCCUUUACUACCAACCUGGGUCAAAUCCAGUUUGACGUCUGGGAUACCGCUGGUCAGGAGAAGUUUGGUGGUCUCCGUGAUGGAUACUACAUCAACGGACAGGCUGGUAUCAUCAUGUUCGAUGUUACCUCCCGUAUCACCUACAAGAACGUGCCCAACUGGCACCGUGAUCUCGUCCGUGUCUGCGAGACCAUCCCCAUUGUUCUGUGCGGUAACAAGGUCGACGUGAAGGAGCGUAAGGUUAAGGCCAAGACCAUCACCUUCCACCGCAAGAAGAACUUGCAGUACUACGACAUCUCCGCUAAGUCCAACUACAACUUCGAGAAGCCCUUCCUUUGGCUCGCUCGCAAGUUGGUCGGAAACGCCCAGCUGGAGUUCGUUGCCCAGGCUGCUCUCGCUCCCCCCGAGGUUACCGUCGACCAGGCUCAGCUCGAGCAGUACCGCCUCGAGAUGGAGGCUGCUGCCGAGCAGCCCCUGCCCGAUGAGGACGACGCCGACCUGUAA